Messenger RNA from Syngnathoides biaculeatus (alligator pipefish), 2786 nucleotides. It is a transcript of the gene dnai2b, whose product is annotated as dynein, axonemal, intermediate chain 2b. The transcript has 12 exons. The coding region runs from base 232 to 1968 and encodes 578 amino acids. The record is from RefSeq and is a predicted model, not a curated record. NCBI's taxonomy places the organism in Eukaryota, Metazoa, Chordata, Actinopteri, Syngnathiformes, Syngnathidae. Gene Ontology annotation, biological process: outer dynein arm assembly; cilium movement. Gene Ontology annotation, cellular component: outer dynein arm. Gene Ontology annotation, molecular function: dynein light chain binding; dynein heavy chain binding.
CUUCACUGCUGCCAGUAGAAACGCGAUACAAUGUUGGAAAUAUUUUACGUCUGUUUAGCAGUAAUUUUAAGACGGAAAAGUCUCGUUUUCAAGUUAAGUAAAAUUCGAAACUUGUCACCCAGAGACUACCGACUUCCGGCGUCAAGCGUUGCUAGGAGACGGAAACUCAGUUCCUGCUCCUCGGUUUUCUCUUGAGCUUCGGUGGCUGUUUUUUCGCUUGGUUUAAACGGGAUGGAGAUUGUACACGAGUACACGAAGCCCCGCAGGGACUUUGGGCGUCAAUGUCUCUUCUCCGACCGGCCGGCUGAGCUUCUUGCCGACGUGUCCCCGGACUCGGAUCUGGCGCUGCAGUUCACGACGAGAAGCAGCAGAGUUCAGGCGCUUCAGUGUUCUCGAGACAUGUCCGAACACCAGGUGAACACAGAGAGGUUUGAAUCAGAAAGCCGCGGAAUAAACCAUGUGGAAGGGGGUUGGCCCAAAGACAUCAACCCCCAAGACAUGGAGCAAACCAUUCGUUUCAGGAAGAAGGUGGAGAAGGAUGAGAGCUACUUGAUGAGCAUCUUGCAGCUUGGUGACGUCAUAGGGCACUGUGUUGGACAGAACACCGCCAUCGACAUCUACCAGAAGUACUUUGAGGAUGAAGAUCUGCAGGACGAAAUUCAGGAACCGCCAUCUGCUAAGACCAUCAAUGUGCUCAGAGAUCCAAACCAGGUGAAACGAACUGUCACAUGUCUGUCCUGGCACCCCGAAGGUGGUAGGAAACUGGCAGCUGCCUACUCAUGCCUAGAGUUCCAGAAAGCUUCCAGAGAUAUGAGCCCAGAUGCAUACGUUUGGGACAUUGAGAACCCCAACAAACCUGAGCUGAGUCUGAAGCCUGCGUCUCCUCUUGUCUGUUUAGACUACAAUCCAAAAGACUCACACACUGUUGUCGGCGGGAGCUACAAUGGACAGAUUGUGUUCUGGGACACCCGUAAAGGCAGUCAGCCCGCAGAUGUUUCCUCUCUGGAGCAGAGUCACAGGGAUCCAGUAUUUAAAACCAUUUGGUUGCAAUCCAAGACCGGAACAGAAGCCUUCUCUGCUUCCACUGAUGGACAGAUUCUGUGGUGGGACGUCCGUCGGCUGAGCGAGCCCACGGAGCAGUUGAUUCUGGACCUGGGUCGGGAAGGGAACCUGGACCGGGCUUUAGGAGCGAUCUCACUAGAGUUUGAACCCACCAUGCCAACCAAGUUCUUGGUGGGGACUGAACAGGGUAUUAUCGUGUCCUGUAACAGGAAAGCAAAGACUGUGGCCGAAAAGAUAGUUUGUACCUACGACAGCCACCAUGGACCUGUCUAUGCACUACAGAGGAACCCUUUCUUCCCCAAAAACUUCCUCAGUGUGGGGGACUGGAGAGCUCGCAUCUGGUCUGAAGACAUCAAGGAGUCAUCCAUUAUGUGGACCAAGUACCAGAUGUCGUUCAUGACAGAUGCCUGCUGGAGUCCUGUCAGGCCCUCCGUCUUCUUUACUGUUAAGACCGAAGGCGUGCUGGACACCUGGGAUGUCUUGUUUAAGCAGAAUGAUCCCACGCUGAGCGUAAAGGUGUGCGAUGAAGCCCUGUAUAGUGUGCGGCCUGAUGAGAGCGGACGCCUGGUGGCUUGCGGCUCUCAACAGGGUGCGGUGACAAUACUGGAGCUCUCCUUGGGACUGUCCAGCCUCCAGAAGAAUGAGAAGAGUCUUAUGGCUGAGAUGUUAGAACGCGAGGCCAAGCGUGAGAAGAUCCUGGAGGCCCGUCAGAAGGAGCUGCGACUGAAGGAAAGGAGUCGCUCCGAGCAGAGCCGAGAAGACGAAGCGGGCCGAGACGCGGCGGGGCGAGAGGAGACCCCCGAGCAGUUGAUUGCCAGAGCCGAGCAAGACUUUUUCAGCAUAGUGGAAGCUGAGAAGAGGAGGAGGAGGGAAAGGGAGCAAGAAAAAAAGCAGCUUAGCUCAUAGACAGGAGAAAAACAGCAAGAUUGCCCCAGUGGAGCUCAGCUGGGUGUGAAGCACAGUCAUCUUAAAUCACUCUGACGAAUACGGAUUUGGCUAAAAUUCAUACAUUUUACAAUGUAUGGUGGUUGUCCUCGUUAGGGUUGCUGGUGAGCUGGAUCAAAACUUUGUUGAGUUUUGGAGGGGGGGUUGCAUGCAGCCUUGAUUGGUUGCUAGCCAGUCACAUGUGGACAGAAACCAACACCGACAUUCCCACUUAUUGCCAGCGUAGAGUCUUCAAUAAAUCCAACAUGCCCGGUUUUGGAAUGCGGGACGUAGCCACAGAACAACCCGCGCAAAGCCCCGGGAGAACACGCAAACUGCACACAUGAAGGCCAGAACCAACAUCGGAACCCCGACCUCAAAACCGUCACACAUACGUGCUAACCACUCAACCGCCACGCCGCAAAUCAAGUAAACGCAGGCCCGGCUGAUGUGUUUGGAUUGGAGAGGAGAGAACUUGGAUCUGCCUGCUUGAUUUCGCAGCUGACAUUCCAUCGCGGAUUACCAGCGACAGGCUGGAUUGUGCCACAAGAGCAAAGAGUUUUGCUAAUGAGGAAACGCUUGAUUGAGCUGCAUGAUUUAUUCAUACCAGCGAGAGUGAGGAACUCCUCACGACCUCAGCAAAUCACUGACAGCUGUCCGUCAAUUAAACAGAGUGCUUUUAUGAGGCAGAGUGUGGCGCCGCAACGUGCAGUGGGUGUGUCGUUGACUGUGCAUGCUCGUUUUGAUAAUGCUGCUCAACUCAAGCACGCGGCGGACUGAACAAUUACCUGAAUGGAAAA